UAGGUUUUGCAAUGGAACAGACAUGGCUGCUGUUGCUUCUAACAAUAAGAGUACUUCCUGGGUCUGCUCAGUUCAAUGGCUACAACUGUGAUGCCAACCUCCACAGUAGAUUCCCUGCUGAAAGAGACAUCAAUGUCUACUGUGGGGUUCAGGCCAUUACAAUGAAGAUUAAUUUUUGCACAGUACUUUUCUCCGGUUAUUCUGAAACAGAUCUUGCCCUGAACGGAAGGCAUGGGGAUUCCCACUGCAGGGGGUUCAUCAAUAACAACACCUUUCCUGCUGUGGUUAUUUUCAUCAUCAAUCUCAGCACCUUGGAGGGCUGUGGCAAUAACUUAGUGGUAUCCACAGUUCCUGGAGUCAGUGCUUAUGGAAACACAACUUCAGUACAAAUAGGAAAUAUUUCAGGAUACAUUGAUACUCCAGAUCCACCAACAAUCAUCAGCUAUCUACCUGGGCUUCUUUACAAAUUUAGUUGUAGUUAUCCAUUGGAAUACCUGGUUAAUAAUACACAGCUUGCUUCGUCCUCAGCUGCUAUUUCUGUGAGAGAGAACAAUGGUACAUUUGUCAGCACUUUGAACCUGCUCCUUUAUAACGAUUCAACCUACAGUCAACAGUUAAUUAUCCCGAGUAUAGGACUGCCUUUAAAAACCAAAGUAUUUGCAGCUGUGCAGGCCACUAAUCUGGAUGGCAGAUGGAAUGUCUUAAUGGAUUAUUGCUACACAACCCCAUCAGGGAACCCAAAUGAUGAUAUUCGGUAUGAUCUCUUCCUUAGCUGUGACAAAGAUCCACAGACCACGGUCAUUGAAAACGGUAGAAGCCAGCAGGGCCGGUUCUCCUUUGAAGUGUUCCGAUUUGUGAAACACAAGAAUCAGAAAAUGUCCACCGUCUUCCUGCACUGCGUUACCAAGCUCUGCAGAGCUGAUGACUGCCCCUUCCUUAUGCCAAGCUGCGGCCACAGAGAAAGGAGGGAUGCAGGGAGGAGGACCACUUGGAGCCCCCAGAGCACUUCUGGAAACGCCAUCCUCUCUGCGGGGCCCAUCAUUACGCGGAGCGAUGAGACGCCAACCAACAAUUCACAGCUUGGUUCUCCAAAUGCACCUCCUUUCCAGCUGAAUGCUGUCACCAGCGCACUGAUAUCAGGAAUGGUCAUUCUGGGUGUCACGAGCUUUUCCCUACUCCUGUGCUCACUGGCCCUUCUACACAAGAAGGCACCCAAUAGUUUGGUGUUGAAUGGCAUAAGAAACCCAGUCUUUGACUGA
This is a messenger RNA of Myotis daubentonii (Daubenton's bat), 1259 nucleotides long. It is a transcript of the gene ZPLD1, whose product is annotated as zona pellucida like domain containing 1. NCBI's taxonomy places the organism in Eukaryota, Metazoa, Chordata, Mammalia, Chiroptera, Vespertilionidae. The record is from RefSeq and is a predicted model, not a curated record.